CGUUGGAGUAAAUGAGGCUGCUCUGAUGAUAGUGUUUUGCCUGCCCAUAUAAUGUAUUUGGUAAAAAAAAAUCUGUCUUGAUUAGUUCAGCAUGGUAAUAAGUUUUUGUUCGUGGAACAAAAUUUUAGCCAUUAGACUUCUUUUCCUUGAUCGAAUUUUCAGAAAAUGAAUUUGGAUUCUGAAAAAAAUAUUUCAAAGACAAUUUCUCCAGCUACCUUUCAGCAUUUUUUAUGGAAAUUGUUUUCAGGUUUGAGAUAGAAGGAUUGAGGAUGUUCAUAGUUUGGUAGCUGCAGUCUAAUCUAAAGAAAAAAUGUCACUACAGACUGGAUUUAUGCAAAUUUUAUUAGUGUAAUCUGUUCUAAGAAAAGAGAGACAUUUCAUCAUAACAAAAAUGAACUGUCAGUAUUCUUUUCCCUUUUCUUUGUGGAUUGUCAAAAUGUUAAGGAUUUUGGUUUUGAUAUGAAACAAAAGUAUUUGAACUAUAAAAUGUAAGCUUUUUAUAUCAUACAUUGUGCAGAAGAAAGGUUCAAAUUAUCAAUUUUUUGAAGAAUUUUAAAUAGGAAUUUGAUACAUUGAUUGAAUUGGUGAUACAUUGACUGAAUUAUUGAUGACUUCUUCUAAAAGAAAUGUUUCUCUGUUUUGGUUUAAUUUCUACAAAUCAUGAUCAGUUGAUUAAAUUUAUCUAAUAGUCUUGCAUUGAUUGCAUACAGUGACUUGUGCAUAUUUAAUGAGGGGAUUAUGAAUAUUUAAAUAAGAUGCAAUUUUAUAAAGUACAUUUUCAUAAGAUGAUUAAGACUAAGUUUAUGUUGUGAAUUGAAAUUAAUGAAAAAAGUAUAUAGAUAUUGAAAAAGUCUUUGCAAAUAUCCCCAAGAUUUUCAUGUUUGUGUAAAAUGCUGUUUAGCCUGAAUCAAAUGAAUUGAAAGCUUUCUUACAUUGAGUGUAUAAAAUAUGCAAAACUGCCACCAUUUCCAAAAAGUAAGUGAUAAUUAUAAAAAAUAUAAUUUCCUUUGCAAGUAUCUUGGUGAAAGCCCAAUAUUUACAUGAUAAGAUAUUAAUGAAUGCAGCAGUGAAACUGGAUAUAAAAGAUGAAAAGAGCAAAUCAUUGAGAUUUUAAGAUUACGGAGCAAUAUGGCUGUCAUGCAUAAUUAACAACAUCUUAGUGAUUAUAUCUGCCGAACUACUUCUGUACCUUAUGUUGGGUUUUUACAGUACAGAGAUGACAGCAUAAGACCUUGGUCAUUGUCUUAGAACUGUCAUAUGUGAAAUGAUUGUCGAUUGCGAUUAGUGCGAUAAAUUGGACAUAAUUGAAUUUUUUACCAUUAUAAAGGGUGUGAAUUGGUUGAUGCUGGAUGUAUGUAAUUGGGUGAAUAAAAAAUGAGUUCACAUAAAAGAAGUAGUGUAAAUGGCAUAAAAAAGUCAGACAACCGUCAUCAAAGAUCUCUUGAUUCAAUGGAUAAUCUUCGUAAUGGUAACAAAAGUCAUGGAAAUCACCAUGGAAUGUUCAAAAAUGGAAAUGGUAGCAAUGAAAAUAGUAGAAAUGGAAAUAGUAGAAAUGAAAGAAAGGGGCGAAGUGGAAAAUCAAAUGAGACACACCAUGGAAAUAGAGUAGACAGUCAUAAGGCUGUUUCAAAAUAUGGAAGAAGUGAUGACACAAGAACCAGUAGAAAUUCUGAUAAAAGUGGACAAAGCCGGCGAGUGAGUCGAUGCAGCUCUGUAAAUUCACAGGAGUCUGCUUUUCAGGAGUUUCGCCGCAGUCACAAAGUAAAUGACAGCCAAAGAUUGGAUUCCAUUUUAUGUGUGAGAGAUGGUAUGAAUUUUGCAGAAACUAACAAAGCUAUUAACUACCGUACAGAUUUAGAUGGUAGUUAUCUAGGACCUGACCUUACUAACUUUCCUUCAAAAGAAAAAGAUCUAGAAACUAAUGGAUUUGAGCCCUACAUGAGUUUACAUGGAACAAAUGGGCACAAAAAUGGUCAGAGAUUUGCUAGAGAUAUAAAACUAGGUGCUAGAGAUGAAAAAUCUCAUAAUUAUAAUUUAAGCUUUGAUAAAAUGGAUUUUGAUUUGGAUCAAAUAAGAAAUAGAGAGUAUCAUGUGUAUACAGUGGCCAGUCAGAAUGAACAAAAGGGAGACUACUCUAAACACUUUACGAAUGGUGCUGAUAAAUCUCACGCACAUGUGUCUGAAAAAGAUGGAAUAUACAAAAUGCCUCAAAAAGAAUCUGUUAAAAGUUCUUUUGAGAGACCUAGAGCAAAGUCUGACCUAGAAUAUGGUCAUUUGGAUGUUAUGUUUAAGCAUGUAAAAAAUGAUCAUUUUCAAAUGGUGCUUGUUGCGGAUGAAAUGAAGGAGAGAAGAAAAAGAGAUCAAGAGAUUAACACUAGAACAAAUAGAUCAGUUGAUAAUGUAACACAACAGAAUAGAACCUCAAUACAUGAUAGGGAAAGUAGGGUUCAAAUGUUGGAGCAUAAAGAAAUGGUAAGAUUCUGGUAAUGGAAAUAGAUUUAUAAUUAUGUAAAAACAAGAAUCCUAUGAAAAUUGAAGGAAAUGGUGAUUACAUACUUGUCCCCAUAGAAUUAGAAAGCUGAAUUGAAAAGGACCUCACAAAUAAAUUUUUAUUACUUUAAAAAAACAGGAUGCAUUUGUAUCACUAUUAAAUGUAUAAUAUUGUUGUGUCUUAGAUUGUACCUUUAGUUUUAAGAAUUAAAGUCUGUUUAAUUUCAAAUUCUCAAAUUUUAUUCUACUUUGAAACUGAAAUUUCUUCAGCAUAACAGUAAAGAACAAGAAGAAGCUAACAUAUGAAGAAUUAAUUUUUUUUCUUCCCUGUA
Mercenaria mercenaria is the source of this 2822-nucleotide messenger RNA. RefSeq names its product probable cyclin-dependent serine/threonine-protein kinase DDB_G0292550. The transcript is spliced from 2 exons. The record is from RefSeq and is a predicted model, not a curated record. Lineage: Eukaryota; Metazoa; Mollusca; Bivalvia; Venerida; Veneridae. The coding region runs from base 1375 to 2487 and encodes 370 amino acids.